Messenger RNA from Naegleria fowleri, 3027 nucleotides. RefSeq lists its product as uncharacterized. Bases 1 to 3027 code for a protein of 1008 amino acids. The record is from RefSeq and is a predicted model, not a curated record. The transcript is spliced from 3 exons. Lineage: Eukaryota; Heterolobosea; Eutetramitea; Acrasida; Naegleriidae.
AUGUCUGAACUGAAACAUGUGCUUUCUUUCGUUUUUGAUAAAAUUUUCAACAACAACAUUCACCACCAACACUCAAACCCGAAGAAUGGCAUUGCAUCAACCACAACAACAACAACUUCCAACAGCAAGCACAUUACCUCAAACCUUUCUCCUCCGCUUUUGACUGCUUCAUUAUCGUCGGCUCUUCCUCCUCCGAUGGCAACUCCACCACCACUUCACCAUCACAAAAUUCUCUCCAUUGAUGCCGGUUCAUCCAAAUUCAAAACGUGUUUCUUUGAUUUGGAACAUAAAGAUGCUUUCCGAUGUGAUGAAGGAAGUAGUGAUAAAAAAGCAAUGUACACAACAGUUGCUCUGAUUAUUAACAUGUUGGACCAACAUUCACAGAGAAUUCAAAUUAUUAAUCAUCCAUAUCCUCUCUCACAUCAUGUUUCAUUGGCACGAGGAGAGGUCUUUGUGUUUUUUUAUAAUUGGAAGAAUAUGAUGUUUCCCAUCACGGAAAUCAUGACUGAUGAAUUUGUAAAUCGAGAAAUGAAAAGACAAUCAAAUUUUGUCGUGUGUGAUGAGAGGACACUUUUUAUUAACUCUGGAAAUGUUGAAAUUACGUCGGAAGGAGUACAAGUUACCAUAACAUCCUCUCAAGUUCGUAAAGCCACACAAACCGCACCUGAAAAUUCGAUACUACAACGACGUGAAGGAGAUCGGGUAUUGUUCUCAAAAAAAGAUAUUGUUAGAGAGCUCUUUAAAUUUUGCUUUAACUCACACGUUCAAUUACCUAACGGAAUUUCAUUGAGAGAUUGUGAAAUUUAUGUCUCAAUACCUUCCAAAGUGCUUUUCAGAGAUCGUGAAGCUUUUAGAGAGAUUAUUUCAACUGUUUCACAAAAUGACAAUAUUCGAUUGGUUCGAGAAUCCGUCGCACUUUGUUACUACUUUCAUUAUGUAUAUUAUGGAAAUGUUCAUCAUUUGAAAACAUCACCUAGGAAAGAGAAUCAAUCAGCAACAGAGAUUGGUGACCACACGGAAUCGUCACAAUCCAUUCCAACCAAAGCUGUUGCCAUUGAUAUAGGUCAUUACUCAUCCGACGUGGCUGUCGUGGCACUUGAAAAUGAGUAUAGUAUCAACAUGACCAGUGCUUAUUGUCUGUAUCAUGGAGGUCAUAAAGUGACCAUAGAUAUUUUGAAAAGCAUUUUACCUUCUAACGAUUUGGAGGAAUUGAAAAAAUCAGAAGAAAAAUUUUGGAGAGAGGUCUGUAAAAUGAACGAAUGCAAAGAAACUAUAUUCGACCUCGAUACAAAGUGGAAUCUCGACAAUCACUUUAAAAGUGGUCAGGAUGGAUGUGUUAUUGAUGACGUUUUUUUAUCGGCGGAGAGUAUUAAGCAAAUUCUAGAUCAAAAUUUUUUGGACAUUGUCGAAUUAUUGAAAAAGCUUGUGGAAUCUAAUUCAAGCAAAUAUUUAAUUUUGGGAGGACCAGUCUCUAAAACUAGAUUAUUUAAGAAUUACGUGAAAAGUUUUCUUCAGAAUACUCCAUGUGAAAUUGUUUUCACGAAAAAUCUGUACGAUAUUUGUAUUGGAACGUUCCUUUAUGCUGCAAACAGCAUUUCACAACCACCAUUGGAGACUUCUCAAGCGAGCAGUGUGGAGAGCAUUAGCAGUGCUACCAGUGUUUUGGCAUCACCAUCCAAGAUUCGAUUUGUAAAUUCUUCUCCCAUUGAUCAUGUCUUUUUAUUUUGCAUGAGAGACAUUGUCUGUACCAAGGUACCUAACUACAUCAAACACCGAUACAAAAACAUUUCACUCGAAAUGUACAAUCAAAUGAUUGAGGAUGUUUACGGACUCGAAAAAACACGCCGCCUGAACAUGUACAACUUGGAAGAUCAAAACGUGCUCGAUAUUGAUACAAGACAAGAGAGACCAACAAGUCCUAUCGUUUCUUAUCUUACUCUCGAUACGGAUGCCGCAUAUAUUGAUUUUGAAAUUUAUAAUGCCACUUUGGCCAAUGACUCUAUUCUAAAACAAAAAAGAGACAUGGCUGUGAAAGGAUACUUUAUUGAUCCGAGUCGUCAGAGAAAUUAUCGAAGAAUUUACACUGCUGAAGGAGCCAGAAUUUUUGGACUCGAUGAAAUGAAUUUUAUUCGUCGAGUGAAAAUUGUGGGCUUUCCUAAAUUUAGUUCUCGUAAAAAAGAGUUGAUCAAAUUAAUGGAAAAUUGGGGUUAUACCGAUGAAGAAAUUGAUUUUAUUUUGAGCAGCUGUCGAGUGGAUUAUCAGAUUAAUAGUGACGAUAAUCUUGUCAUGCAAUUCUCAAAUUUAUUGGAAACAAUCACUUUUAAUCCAAUUGAAAUUCACACAAGCCAUGUCAUUCCAUGUACCAUUCAAGAUGCCUUAUCUGAGGAAGUUUCAGAAAAAUUCGAUCAACAAGUCAAAGAACUUGUCGUAUCCAUUGAAUUAAGUCAAGACGCCAUUGAGACUUUGAAAAAGGAAAAAUCGGCUUCUGCAUUGCGAAUGGCAUCAACAACAUCCAAGACAAAAGUGCUCAGAGCGAAAGGAAUUGACAUUAUUUCCAUAAUUAAUGAACAUUUAGCAAGUAGUGGUAGUGGUGGUGUCAGUAGUUGUAGCAGCAACAGCAUUAUUAGUCAUAGAGGUGGUAGCGGUUCUGCUGCUGCUGCUGGUAAUCAUGAAGAACAACAUGACCUCGUAAAAAAGGUCAACCAAGAUCAUCAAGAGGAGAUUUUCAACAUCACCUCAGUAGUAGCAACCACUGCAAUGAAAAUGGAUAGUCCUGAACUAUUGACAAUAACAAUAACCACUACUAAUCCAAACAUGAAACCUGAUUCUGAUGAGAAUGAAGAAACAAAUCUUACAAAGAGGAAACGGGAGCUCUAUGAUGAUGCAUUCCUUCUUGCCUCUUCUGUAAAUUAUUCUGACAAGAGCAACAACUUUUUGAUACAGUCACCUGGAGAAGAAGAAACAACCAACAAGACGACCUCUGCUGUUGUAUCAUCAAAGAAGAGAAUUGUGACACGAAAACGAUGA